AUGAUGAAUAAUGGAAUUGAAGAACAUUUAAGUAAAUCUCGUACAACCUAUCGAAAUCUUCAUCAUGAACCAAGUCCAACAAUAUCAUCACCAAAAAAUAAAUUAGAAAAUAAAAUACUUCUAAGUGAUGAUAGUGAUGAUGAUACAACAUUACCAACAUUUGUUAAUCAAUUUUUUUUUCCUAAAAAUACAAUAAAAAAUUUUUCACCACCACCACCACAACCAGCACAAUCAUCAUCAUCAUCAUCAAAUGAUACAGGCAUGUUUCGUGCUAUACGUGGACAAGUUAUUAUUCAUCAUAAUGAUGAACGAACAUCAAAAGUUCAAUGUGAAGAACAUCAAAAUGGAAUAGAAAAUGGUCAUAAUCAUCAUAAUAAACAAGAUGAUGGUGAUGAUGAUGAUGAUGAUGAAGAACUUCAAAAUCUUUCAAUAAAUCGUACAAAUGGUGGAAAUUAUGAAUUACAUUAUGAUGUUGAUAAUCCUCUUGAAAUAUCUUGUUCAAUGUCACUUUCAUCAGCUGAAACAAUUUCUGAUCAUUCACCAUCGCCUAUACGUCAUACAGCAUCAAUUAAUAUUGAUGGAAAUACGAAAUCAAACUUAAAACAUGAACAUACACCUAUUGAUAUAUCAGAUGAUAGUGAUGAUGAUGAUGUUGAUGUUGAUGUUUAUGAUGAUGAUGAUGAUGAUGAUGAUGGUGGUGGAGGUAAUGAUACACCAUCAUCAAUAUUAAGUGAUAUAGAUCAUCAUGAAAAAGAGUUCAUUAAUAAUCAUGAUUGUAUAAAAGAACAAGAUGAAAAAUUACGAACAUUUCGUGGUUGGCAUUUAUCAAUGCUUAAACAAAUUGAUGAAAAAUUACGAGAAAUUGAACUUGAAACAGCAUCAAAUACAACAAAAACAACAACAUCAUUACAACAAAAUAAAAAACCUAUUAUUAAAUCUUUAACAAAUAAUAAGAAAAAAUCUCUUCGUCCAACAAUUCGUCGUCGACGUUUUGAAACAACAAAUAUAAAACGUCAUAAUUCACCUAUAGCAUAUAUGAAAAUGAAUUCACAUCGUUCAUUAACACCAUCUGUAGAAAAAGAAUCACGUACACUUAUUAUUAAUUUACCACCAUCAUCAUCAUCAUCAUCAUCACCAUCAGAUAAUGAACAAGAUUUUCCACCACCACCAUCAUCAUCAUUACCAGCACCAUCAGAACCCAUACAUAUUCGUAUUGUUCAAAGUCCUAUUUAUCAAACACGUCAACGUGCACAAAGUACUGAACCAUUAAUUUUACGUGAUCAAUGUGCACAAACAGAACCAUAUCAUGAAACAAAUAAUAAUAUUAAUCAUCGACCUGCACGUCCAGCUAGUGUUGAAUGUGAUCGUUUACAAUCAACACGUUCAUUAACACGUACACAAAAAAAUCAAUUUUUUCAACAAUAUCGACAACAACAACAACAACAACAACAACAAAAACAAAAUCAACAUCCAACAGAUCAAAUUAAAUUCUAUAGUUUACGUAGUAGAAAUGUUCAACCAAGACCAACUGUUGUUACACAAUCUCCUAUGUCAAUACCACAAUUUCCAAUAACAACAUCUAUUGUUUAUCAACAACCAAUAUCUAUACAAGAACAAGUUCAAUCUUCAUCAUCUAAUUAUCAUCCAACUAUAACUGCUGAUCCAUCUGUAUAUUCAGAUGAUUAUGGACAUGUAACACAAAUGAAUACAAAAAAUUUAGGAACAUUAGUUGAUAAAGUUUUUGAUGAUAUUUAUCAAGAUAAACCAUCAGAUUUCUAUAGAGAUUAUAGACAACUUUUAAAUGAUAUUCAAAUACGAUUUAGUAUGGUAUCCUCAGUAGAACAAUCAUCUAUGAUUCAUCAUCCUGUACCGCCUCCUCCUCCACCACCACCACCACCACCACCUAUUCAUCGUCAAUUACCAUCACAACAAGUUUUUGUUGAUUAUUCUCGAAUACCACAAACAUCAUUAUCACAAGCUCAACUUUGUGACACUCUUAUUUAUAUUCCUAAUCCUCGUUGA
Messenger RNA from Rotaria sp. Silwood1, 2022 nucleotides. Lineage: Eukaryota; Metazoa; Rotifera; Eurotatoria; Philodinida; Philodinidae. The record is from the annotation of a GenBank genome assembly.